Molecule: messenger RNA, 1679 nt
Organism: Rhododendron vialii
Lineage: Eukaryota; Viridiplantae; Streptophyta; Magnoliopsida; Ericales; Ericaceae
Exons: 3
Coding region: 343-1524 (393 amino acids)
Source: RefSeq, a predicted model, not a curated record
CCUACUGUUGUACGCUUUCUGCCAUUUUGGAAUUCUCUGUAGCUUGGACACACGCACCUUUCGAUCCUCCGGAAGAAACGUCGGUUCUAGGAAGAACCCCCACGGAGGUCGCUCGAGAUCAGCGCCACCAGAUCUAGGGUUUUCCCCUGUGCAUUUACAUCAAUUUCUUAUUUCUCUUCCCCAACCGAUCGACCAAAAGUUGAUCGUUACCCCCAUCGUCCUCUCGAUUUUUUCAUUUUCAGAUCUAGGACAUGUAAAAUGUGUGCACCCAGAUGCGGUAAUGCAUAGUCACAGGCGUUGUGGUUUGGGUUUUAGGGUUUGAGCGUGUGUGGAGUUGCAAAAAUGGAGAGAGAGAGGCGCGAUGACGGAGAUCAGCGCUGUUUUCUUAAUCAUCAGGUUUUCGAUCGGUUGAGCCCUGAGCGAAUGCGGUCGAAAUCCCCGAUUCCGUCGACGGCUCGUCCCGGGACUCCUCCGUCGUGUUCGCCUCCUUCUGGCGGUGGUGUCGGUGGGGUUAGUUACAUCGAGCACCGCGUUUCCAAGAUGGAUACGCUUGCCGGUGUCGCGAUCAAGUACGGCGUUGAGGUUUCCGACAUUAAAAGGAUGAAUGGCCUUGUGACAGAUCUCCAAAUGUUUGCUCUGCAGUCGCUCCACAUACCACUACCAGGAAGACACCCUCCAUCUCCAUGUUUGUCAAAUGGUUUAGAUAAUCAGGGACCGAGCAGCUCUGAGCAGACCCCAACACGCCGCCGGCACUCUGAUUUGUUUGAAUCACUCCAGUCACUGAAUCUGAAACCUUCACCACCAACAAGGGUGUCCCUAGCCAUGAGCAACUUACAAGGUUACUAUGGUCUAAAAAAACUUGACAAAAAACCAAAAUAUGAAGGCUUUGAAAUGGCUGUUUAUCAGAAUGGGGGUUCUCACUAUUUAGAGGAUGGACCGUUUGCUGAACCCUCCCCUCUUAUCAACCCCCCUUUGAGUCAUCACCGAAAAUCAAAAAGCGUAGCCAAUGGUUUCUUUUUGAGUAACAUCGAACUGGAUGUGGCGGUUACAGAAUCCAGAGCAGUCGACUCUGACAAAUGGUACGAGAAGUUGAUAAGAAGGCGUCAGAAAUCAGAAGCCGACUUUACUUCUCGCACACCUGAAACACUACUUAAAGGGGACAACAGUAGCAGUGGUGGAUUUUCCUCAAAUAGAGGAAAGGGUUUGGCCCUCAGACCCAAGGCAGCAAGUAGAACUACUUCAGGAGUUGAUACGGAGCCAGGUUUGACGAACAAUCAUAUUCCCUUAAGUUUGGGGGAUUCUCUUAUUGCAGAUAGUCUCAAUUUAGUGAGGAAGUCUUCAAGUACAUCAAGUUUGCAGGAUCAAGAAAAUGGUCCGUCUUCUUCUUCCUCUAUCUGGGCUCCACCAAAAUGGAAUUUGAAGUCCGAUCUUCAGGCCCUUUCAACUGCAGCAAUUACGAGACCAAUAUUUGAUGGUUUGCCAAAGCCAAUGACAGGUCGACGGAACAAAGCUGCACUUGAUUAGUUCGAUCUCCCUCUGUGGAUCCAUAUUUUUCCGUAGUUGAUUUUGUUCUAUUAUACCUUGGGCAUACAUUAUCAGGAGAAUAUAGAAGUAACUGUUCAAAAGUGGGAGGGGAAGGAAAUAAACCUUUUGUUGGAAUAUAAAAGAUUUAUCAUUUA